Molecule: messenger RNA, 2933 nt
Organism: Doryrhamphus excisus (bluestripe pipefish)
Lineage: Eukaryota; Metazoa; Chordata; Actinopteri; Syngnathiformes; Syngnathidae
Source: RefSeq, a predicted model, not a curated record
CCCGCUCAACCUGCCAGUCGACUAAAGCCCCUCCCUGCUCUCUCAGCCCAACUUCUUAUUUCCUGCUGUGGCUCCAACAAAAUCCUCUUCUCGCACGGGUCUCUGGUUCCGCCACCUUCUGUCCCGCUCCUUGUAUUUGCACCAUGAGCGGUAAGCUAUGGACAGAGGAGCAGUUCAACUGCCCCGUGUGUCUGGACCUCCCCAACGAUCCGGUCACCAUCCCCUGCGGGCACAGCUACUGCAUGGCCUGCAUCAAAGACUUCUGGAGCAAGGAUGAAGCCAAGGGCAUCGUCAGUUGCCCACAGUGCCGCCAGACCUUCUGCCCUCGGCCCUCUCUCUCUAGAAACACCAUGCUGGCUGAAGCGGUGGAGCAACUCCGCAAAGGAACCCCCAGGUCUGAGGUGUACCAAAGCAUACGAGGGGCGUUAAAAUCCAAAAAGACUCUUCCCUCCUCGGCCGUGCAGUGCGACCUCUGUAAAGGAGAACAGAGGGCAGCGGUCAAGACCUGCCUGGUGUGCAUGAGCUCGUACUGCGACACCCACCUGAAGCAGCACCAGACGACCAAGGCCCUGAGGGACCACGAGCUGAUAGCGCCGACAGGAAACUUGGCCGAGAAGAUCUGCACGCAGCACAAAUACCUCCAGGAGUUUUUCUGUCGCCAGUGCAAGGUGUUCAUCUGUUGGCUUUGCACUAGCAACCAGCACAAAGGCCACGAGAGCGUGUCCACCAAGGCUGAGCGCAUGGAGAAACAGAAAGUGCUGACUGAAAUGAUGGCAGAAAAUCAGCAGAAGCUCAAAGAGAGACAGCAGGAGCUGAAGGACAUGAAGAAGAUGAUGGACGGCAUGAAGCGCUCCACAGACCGCGUCCACAGCGACUCCGAGAAGGUGCUGCUGGAGCUGCAGCGAUCAGUGGAGAGACUGCAGGAGCUGUUGGAGGAGGUGCUGGAGGAGGUCGGCCGGGAGAAGAUGGGCCAGGCUCAGGAGGUGACGGAGAGCCUCGAGGCAGAGAUUAAGGAGCUGAAGAAGAGGGACAUUCAGAUGAAGGACCUCACUCAAUGCGAAGACCACAUCUACUACCUGCAGACGUGUGAGAGCAUGUGCAGUCCACUGGAAUCGGGAGACCUUCCAGCUGUGCAGGUAAACCAUGAAGCUUCCUUUGAGCCUGUCAGGGAUGCCAUCCUGGAUCUGAGGGAUCGAGUGGAGGAGCUCUGCAACCAGGAGCUCAGCAGGAUUAACAAAAAAGUCAAUGAGACAACUUUAUUCACACUGGGCAAUGCCCAUCGCAAUACCAGAGGCGGCCUUUUGAAAUUGUUUUCUGCAUUGGGGCCACGGAACUCGAACAAUCGCUCUGCAGGCUCUUCCCCAAGCAUCUCGGUGACAUCACGGAACGCAGAAAGACGAGGACUGGGCAUCCGGGGGCCAGACGUGAGGAGCAGGGACACGCCGAGAGAGGUCGCACCGAGGUCACCAAGACUGUGGGGCCGACAGAGGCGAGACGAGCAAGAGUCGGCAGUGAAGGAGGACAACCUUCGACUCACCCCGAGACCCAGCCCGACUCCAAGCAGGAGAGAGUCCCCAUCCCUGUGGAGUCGGUCCAGUCAGAGUCAGGAUGUCUCUUCUAUGCCUUCUCAAACUCCAGUCAGCCCGAAUGGGACUCUUGCACCAGUUUCUUCUCUGGCUCCUCCACCAGCUUCCACUGGAGCUUUUAGUCGGAUGGCAUCCAUCAGCAGCAUUUUCCGCUCCCGCCGUGGCAACGGGCAUGUCACCACCACGCCAUCUGCAGGGGGGAUGCCGACUCUUUCUGAAACACCGACACAGGUCAACCCCAGUCUGUUCUUGGACACGCCCACAACCACAAAUCAUGCUCCCGCUUUCCCCGCACUGAGGGAGAUCAACAUCGACAGCAUCCAGGCUGCAGAACCGAGAACAAGAGAGGAGUUCCUACAAUACUCCGUCAACUUCACCCUUGACCCCAACUCCGCCCACCGGCGUCUGGUUCUCUCCGAAGGCAACACCAAAGCCACCCUGCAGGCGGCGGUGGAGCCCUACCCGGACACCCCUCAGCGUUUUGAUGGCUGGACUCAGGUGAUGUGCGGCAGCCCGCUGUAUUCCCAGCGCUCCUACUGGGAGGUGGAGUGGCGAGGCCGAGGCUCCUCGAUGGGUGUGGCGUACGGCGCGCUCAGCAGGAAGGGCACGGACGCCAGGGCCGGAAUGGGAUACAAUGCCCAGUCCUGGACCCUGGAGCUCUCAGACUCCUGCUGCUUAGCUUUGCAUGACAACGAGAAGAGAGACAUACCGGUGAUCUACUCCCCCCGUGUGGGGAUCUACGUGGACCUGUCAAUGGGAACGUUGGGGUUCUACGGCGUGGCUGAGAACAUGACACACCUUCAUACCUUCCGGGCAAACUUUACCCAGCCACUCUAUGCCGUCUUUGGGGUGGGGAGUGGCGUCGGAGUGGGUAUGGACUUUGCGCUUGGACAGUUCAACUCCACCUCAGACAGCAUCAAGCUGUGUCCCAUGUGAGGACACGUCAUGGGUGGAGACCAUGACUGAAGUUCAUACGAUACAUUUACAGUGGAAAAAAUUUAACUUUGUCCAGAAACAUGAGAGAAUGGAUAAUAAUAAGGAUUUUUGUUUGUUGACAUGGUUUUUUGUCAUUAGUGGACGUUUUUAAUUUGGAUUGCAUCUGCAAAAUAACCCGUCAUGGAGCCAAAUAAAGGUGCAAGUAGCAGCAAUUGGACAAAGGAGGUAUAAGACACCCCAUUCCAUCCCAUCCACCUUCGACGCUACUCACCUUCUACACGAACAACAGUCUUCAAUAAAAGUAAAAGUCAUGAUAAAUGCUCAUUCGUCCAUCUCAUUCACCAUUUUUGAAUUAUUUCCUGUUGUUUUCUGCAAUUAUUCUCUAUUAAAUGGAUUUUUAGCUCUGAUUUU